UGAUUUCGUGCCGGUGACACCGUGUCCUGUCCUGGUGGCCCCUGGGAGCUGAAGUCCGGGAGCACGGGAGGCACUGGGAGCUGCAGGGCAGAGUUCACUGGGGCGUGCUGGGAGCUGUGACCCGCCGUACUGGCUGGCUGCGGCAGCAUGGGGGGGAUGCUGGCGCUGCCCCCGGGGCAGGGACCCCACCAGGUGGGCUGCACGGAUGUCAUGGUGGGCCACACGCGGCAGGGGCUUUUCCUCCGCCUCUUCUACCCGUGCCUGCCCCGGGCAGGGGCCACGGAGCCGCUCUGGGUCCCUCGCCCCGAGUACUGCGGGGGCUUGGCCGAUGUCACCCUGGGUCGCCGCUGGUGCUCCGCCCUGCUCGGCAUGGCCGUCGGCUCCUGCAAGGUCCCGGUGAGCUGGAACGGGCCCCUCAAGCCCCGCAGCAGCGGGUACCCCCUGAUCAUCUUCUCCCACGGCCUGGGAGCCUUUCGGACCUUGUACUCUUCCAUCUGCACAGAGCUGGCGUCCUGGGGCUUCGUGGUGGCAGCGCUGGAGCACAGGGACCACUCUGCUGCCACCACCUAUUUCUGCCCGGCAGAGGCUGGCACGGAGGAGUGGAUCCCCUUCCAGCGGGUGCCCCGAGGGCAGAAGGAGUUUUAUUUCCGAAACAAGCAGGUUCACCAGAGAGCUCGGGAGUGCGUGCGGGCGCUGCGGCUCUUCCAGGCCAUCGCCGGCGGCAGAUCUGUCCCCAGCAUCCUCCCCCAGGACUGGGAUCUCUGCGUGCUGAAGGACAACCUUGAUCUGAGCAAAGUGGCCGUCAUGGGCCAUUCCUUCGGGGGGGUGACAGCGGUGCUGGCCUUGGUGAAGGAGCCCAGCUUCAGGUGUGCCGUGGCUCUGGAUGCCUGGAUGUUCCCUCUGGAGAACCUGCUGUACCCGGAGGUGCCCAGUCCUGUGCUCUUCAUCAACACCGAGAAGUUCCAGACUCCGGAGAGCGUGGCCAAAAUGAAGAGGCUGAGCUCCGGGAACAGCCAGACGAGGAUUGUGACCGUGCUGGGAACGGUGCACGAGGACCAGACCGACUUUGCCUUCCUCCCUGGGAAGCUCUUCAGCCUCAUCUUCGGCAGGAGGGGCACCCUGGAGCCCCACAAGGCUCUGGCCAUCACCAGCCAGGCAGCUCUGGCCUUCCUGCAGAGGCACCUCGAGCUGCAGGAGCAGUUUGGACAGUGGGACGAGCUCCUGGAAGGCAUUGGGGACUCGGUGGCUCCGGAGGCGCCGUUCGGCCGCUCGCACCUGUAGCUGCUCCGAGGGCACUGCUGGCACCUGGGGAGUGGCAGAGUGACCCUCUGGGACAGAGUGACUCCUGGGAAGGGCAGGAGGAGCCCUGAGGACAGCAGGACCUGGGGACAGCGCUCAGGGACUGUGCCAGCAGAGCCCUCCCUGCUCUGUGCCUGCACUGAGGGCUGUGGGCUGAGGGAAUAAAAUCCCCAGGGAUAAAAAC
Molecule: messenger RNA, 1483 nt
Organism: Onychostruthus taczanowskii (white-rumped snowfinch)
Lineage: Eukaryota; Metazoa; Chordata; Aves; Passeriformes; Passeridae
Gene: PAFAH2
Product: platelet activating factor acetylhydrolase 2
Exons: 11
Coding region: 148-1281 (377 amino acids)
Molecular function (GO): 1-alkyl-2-acetylglycerophosphocholine esterase activity
Source: RefSeq, a predicted model, not a curated record